GCCAAACUAUUAGCGGUAAAAGAGAGGAGCUCUGUCUCUGCUCAAUCAAUGAAUUCACUUCUCUUAUAAUUAAAAAAAAAAACCACAAAAAAUCAAAGUAUCUGAUCUCCAUUUCUCCUUUAAAUCCAAUCAAAUGAGAAGAAGAUUAGGACACCACAGGCAACACGGAAAGCAAGGAGGAGUAGGAGGAAGAGGGUUAUUAUUGAAACUAUUGAUAGCAGUUUCUGUUGUUCUCUUGAUCUGCACUCUUUCUUUACUCUUUUCCGCUACUACUACUGCAACUAACGGAUCCAACGCUCCAUCUGAGAUAAAUGUAGAAAAACUAUGGGAAAGUGCGAAUUCGGGUGGUUGGAGGCCAUCAUCUUCUCCACGAACUGAUUGGCCAUCUCCUCCAAAAGAGACCAAGGGGUAUCUUCGUGUUCGCUGUAAUGGUGGUUUGAAUCAGCAAAGAACCGCGAUUUGUAAUGCUGUUCUUGCUGCAAGAAUCAUGAACGCUACACUUGUUUUGCCUGAGUUGGACGCAAACUCCUUCUGGCAUGAUGACAGUGGAUUCCAUGGCAUCUAUGAUGCUGAACAUUUUAUCCAGUCACUGAGAUUUGAUGUACGAAUUGUGGAAAGAAUACCAGAAAUUCAUAAAAAUGGGAAAACUAAAAAGAUAAAGGCUUUUCAGCUGCGGCCCCCAAGAGAUGCUCCUAUUAGUUGGUAUACAACUGAAGCUCUGGAGAAAAUGAAGGAACAUGGAGCCAUCUAUCUAACUCCAUUUUCACAUCGUUUAGCUGAAGAAAUUGACAACCCCGAGUACCAGCGGUUGAGGUGCAGAGUCAACUAUCAUGCUCUAAGAUUUAAACCACACAUUAUGAAGUUAAGCGAGUCAAUAGUUGAUAAACUACGUUCGCAAGGUCGCUUCAUGGCAAUACACCUUCGUUUUGAGAUGGACAUGCUGGCAUUUGCCGGGUGCUUUGAUAUAUUUAGCUCUACAGAGCAAAAAAUAUUGAAGAAGUAUCGGAUGGAAAAUUUUGCCAAGAAAACACUAAUUUAUAAAGAAAGAAGGGCGAUUGGAAAAUGUCCACUUACUCCAGAAGAGGUUGGUCUUCUUCUACGUGCAAUGGGGUUCAACAAUUCCACCAGGAUGUACCUAGCAGCUGGUGAACUGUUUGGUGGAGAGCACUUUAUGAAACCAUUUAGGGCCCUUUUCCCUCACCUUGAAAAUCACAGUUCUGUGGAUUCUAGUGAGGAGCUAGCCGCAAAUGCUCGGGGAUUGAUAGGCUCUGCUGUGGAUUACAUGGUUUGUCUUCUUGCCGACAUAUUUAUGCCAACUUAUGAUGGGCCAAGCAACUUUGCCAACAAUCUCUUGGGUCACCGCCUGUAUUAUGGCUUUCGAACAAAUAUAAGACCUGACAGAAAAGGUCUUGCCCCAGUUUUUACUGCUCGAGAAGAGGGACAGACAGCUAGUUUUGAAGAAGCAGUUAGACGUGUCAUGCUCAAAACAAACUUUGGUGGCCCUCACGAACGGAUCUCACCUGAAUCAUUUUAUACGAAUGCUUGGCCUGAAUGUUUCUGUCAAGUAGAAACACAGAAUCCUGAUGAUAAAUGCCCAUCAGAGAAUGUCAUGCAAAUGUUGCAUAGCCAGUUAGAGAGUGAAAACAUGGACUCAGAAAUAUACAACCAAUCAGAUUCAGUAGUUUCUUUGGCAGAAAGAUAAGAAUCGUCUGGUAGAUUUUUAGUUGUUACUCUUUUCCCAGUACGGAACAUGUGCAACAAGUUGGAACUAGGGUUUCUCUCAACUAUAUUGGGUCUUUCAGGUUCAUGCUUCUUGGGUUUGGGUUACAUUGAUUCAUUACAGAGGAAGAAGGCACAUUAUCAACCAAUAUCUUCGUCAAUCACAUGGGUCCAAUAGAUUUCUGCAGCUUGUAUUUUUGUGACUUGCUCUUGCUAAUACACUGGAAGGUAUCUGAUUUAUUGUAUACGACAUUUUUCUUGCUGAGAGUAAUUAGAAUCUAUAUCUAACCAUGCUUCCAAAAGACAUUGUUUUGUGGAGGCUUUAGCAUAAACGGAACAAAUUUACCUU
This is a messenger RNA of Populus euphratica (Euphrates poplar), 2068 nucleotides long. RefSeq lists its product as uncharacterized. NCBI's taxonomy places the organism in Eukaryota, Viridiplantae, Streptophyta, Magnoliopsida, Malpighiales, Salicaceae. The coding region runs from base 134 to 1702 and encodes 522 amino acids. The transcript is spliced from 10 exons. Gene Ontology annotation, cellular component: trans-Golgi network; endosome; cytoplasm. The record is from RefSeq and is a predicted model, not a curated record.